UUUUAACGACGUAAUUGACUUUUUUCAGUCACUCUUUCCCAUUUUUGGCCAUGUAGAUGGAAAUUUUUGCGAUACUCGGUUAAACAUUUACGCGGAACCGUAUAGGAUAAAUAUGUCAAAAGAGAAAAGAAAGUACAUAGCUACUAAGACUACGAUCUUGUCAACGUCGUCAUCGGGGUUGCCUAAAUGGCGACAAUCGCCGAUCAACCUAUGUAGGAGAGCUACAUGGAGUAAACAAUUUCCACCUCUCUAUAUGACAAACUACUGGUCGAACGAAGGUACAGCUACAAUGACGAAUACGGGUAAAACAGGUAAUUUUUCUACGUUUUAUUUACGCUUAACAUCAGAGACGUUUAAAUGUUGCACCACGAGGAUAUGAGAACGCUUCUUUCUCAGUGAGUAUAGAAUUUUCCGAUAGAACGCUACCUACGAUGCGAGGUGGUCCUUUGAACAAAGACGUGUUUCAAUUCGUGAAUGUAGAAUUUCGCUGGGGCCCGGAAGAUUCAUUGGGCGCGGAACAUUCUAUAAACGGGAUCUGGUUAGAGACUAUCUCUUUAAAACUUGGCGCUCAUUGCGUAUCGCGACGGUAUUAUUCCGCACACGUUUCAAGUCAUUCUAUCGACUGCAGGUACUCCAUGGAGGCACAGAUAAUGCAUUGGAACACUCGUUACGGAUCGAUAGAGAAGUGCUUCGACAAACCAGAUGGAAUUGCGGUGCUCUCCUACCUCAUGCAAGUGGUUGGCUGCCCUGGAAUUCCUGAUAAUCCUUCGCUGACAAAAAUCACUGAUAACCUGACAAGUAUCAAAAGAAUGGGAAGCAGUAGCAAAAUUCCACCUGAUUGUCUGCUUUGGAUGUUAGAAGCGUGCAGGGCUCAUGGCUAUUACACAUAUCCAGGUUCUCUUACCGUUCCACCAUAUAGCGAAUGCGUUAUUUGGAUUAUUUCAUCUACUAUUACGAAAAUAUCCGCUCGCCAGGUAUAUUUAUUUAAAACGUAGGCUGUUCCAUGUAACACACGAUAUCGUGUUAUCUUUUAUUUUUACGCUAGAUAGACGCAUUUAGGAAUCUUUACGAUGGCAAGUGGAAAAACAUAUCGGGAAAUUGUAGACAACAACAAAAUCUUCAUAGAAGAAGAAUUCUAUUUGCUACGGAUACUGCUGUAACAUGAGAAACGAAUAACGCAUGGACAAAUAAUUACUUUAUCAUUUACUUAUCUGUUAUCAUGUGAAUAUCACUUACAAAAUGGUUCACGCGUUUGCUUCGUAAAAAUAAAUAAAAAUAUGAUAACUAACGGAAUAAGUAAUUCUAAUCCUCUGUUUAAUCCGAACUGUUUCGUUGUAUAAAAUUUAUGAUACAAAAGAUAUGAUCAAAGGAUGUUCAUCAUAUUUCCUACCUUUAGAAAUACAUUCCGAACAAUGCUUUAAACAUUUUUAAACGAUAUUUGAAAAUUUACUUGUUUAUCAAUGUGUCACACAGCACACAGUUCCCUCGUUUACACAACACGCGCAAUAUCUUAUUCAUAAUGCUAUCCCUAAAGAACAAGUAAACGUACAGAUAUGUCUGAAUCUACAACACCACUAACUCCGUAAAGUUUCAGUUUACCUCACAACGAUGUCCGAAUAUACAGGUUUGAUUGGUAAGAUAAUCCGAGCUUUUAAUAUUUCAUUAGGUUAUAUGACAUACACGUACAUAAAUAUAUGUAUAUCCCGCGCAGUGAUUACCCGAUACUUCGCGAUACACGUACGCUGAGAAAAGCAUAUUUGCUACGCGCAGUCCCUCCUUUGUUUGAGCGAUUCUUGUGCCCUUUACGAUCUCGCUGUUCUGUGUUCUAUUGUACUUUAUAUAGUUGGUUCUGUGGGUAUUGUAUUGUGAUUAACGUUGCUGAAUAACUCCAGAUCAGCUAACCUAAACGACAGCGGAGUAAACCACGGUGAAUCAUCAAACGAUUCAAAUUUUAAAUACAUCGCCAAUACCGCCGAUAUACCCGAACA
Molecule: messenger RNA, 1988 nt
Organism: Bombus huntii
Lineage: Eukaryota; Metazoa; Arthropoda; Insecta; Hymenoptera; Apidae
Product: carbonic anhydrase 2-like
Exons: 4
Coding region: 432-995 (187 amino acids)
Cellular component (GO): cytoplasm
Molecular function (GO): zinc ion binding; carbonate dehydratase activity
Source: RefSeq, a predicted model, not a curated record